Molecule: messenger RNA, 2235 nt
Organism: Cynocephalus volans (Philippine flying lemur)
Lineage: Eukaryota; Metazoa; Chordata; Mammalia; Dermoptera; Cynocephalidae
Gene: SLC26A5
Product: solute carrier family 26 member 5
Exons: 18
Coding region: 1-2235 (744 amino acids)
Biological process (GO): transmembrane transport
Cellular component (GO): plasma membrane
Molecular function (GO): chloride transmembrane transporter activity; bicarbonate transmembrane transporter activity; secondary active sulfate transmembrane transporter activity
Source: RefSeq, a predicted model, not a curated record
AUGGAUCAUGCUGAAGAAAAUGAAAUCCUUGCAGCAACCCAGAGGUACUAUGUGGAAAGGCGUAUCUUUAGUCAUCCGGUCCUCCAGGAGAGACUGCACCAGAAGGACAAGGUUCCGGAUUCCAUUGUAGAUAAGCUGAAACAGGCCUUCACAUGUACUCCUAAAAAAAUAAGAAAUAUCAUCUAUAUGUUCCUACCCAUAACUAAGUGGCUGCCUGCAUACAAGUUCAAGGAGUAUGUGUUGGGUGACCUGGUCUCAGGCAUAAGCACAGGGGUGCUUCAGCUGCCUCAAGGUUUGGCCUUUGCAAUGCUGGCAGCUGUGCCUCCGGUGUUUGGCCUGUACUCUUCAUUUUAUCCCGUUAUCAUGUAUUGUUUUCUCGGAACCUCCAGACACAUAUCCAUAGGUCCUUUUGCUGUUAUUAGCCUGAUGAUUGGUGGUGUGGCUGUUCGAUUAGUACCAGAUGAUAUAGUCAUUCCAGGAGGAGUAAACGCAACAAAUGGUACGGAAGCCAGAGAUGCCUUGAGAGUGAAAGUCGCCAUGUCUGUGACCUUACUCUCAGGAAUUAUUCAGUUUUGCCUAGGUGUCUGUAGGUUUGGGUUCGUGGCCAUAUAUCUCACAGAGCCUCUAGUCCGUGGGUUUACCACCGCAGCAGCUGUGCAUGUCUUCACCUCCAUGUUAAAGUACCUGUUUGGGGUUAAAACAAAGCGGUACAGUGGGAUCUUUUCGGUGGUGUAUAGUACAGUUGCUGUGUUGCAGAAUGUUAAAAACCUCAACGUGUGUUCCCUAGGCGUCGGGCUGAUGGUUUUUGGUUUGCUGUUGGGUGGCAAGGAGUUUAAUGAGAGAUUUAAAGAGAAAUUGCCGGCACCCAUUCCUUUAGAGUUCUUUGCGGUGGUAAUGGGAACUGGCAUUUCAGCUGGGUUUAACUUGCAUGAAUCAUAUAAUGUGGAUGUCGUUGGAACACUUCCUCUGGGGCUACUACCUCCAGCCAAUCCGGACACCAGCCUCUUCCACCUUGUGUACGUGGAUGCUAUUGCCAUAGCCAUUGUUGGAUUUUCAGUGACCAUCUCAAUGGCCAAGACCUUGGCAAAUAAACAUGGCUACCAGGUUGAUGGCAACCAGGAGCUGAUUGCCCUGGGACUGUGCAAUUCCAUUGGUUCACUCUUCCAGACCUUUUCUAUUUCAUGCUCCUUGUCUCGAAGCCUCGUUCAGGAGGGAACCGGAGGGAAGACACAGCUUGCAGGUUGUUUGGCUUCGUUAAUGAUUCUGCUGGUUAUAUUAGCCACUGGAUUCCUCUUUGAAUCAUUACCCCAGGCUGUGCUGUCAGCCAUUGUGAUCGUCAACCUGAAAGGAAUGUUUAUGCAGUUCUCAGAUCUCCCCUUUUUCUGGAGAACCAGCAAAAUAGAGCUGACCAUCUGGCUUACAACUUUUGUGUCCUCCUUGUUCCUGGGAUUGGACUAUGGUUUGAUUACUGCUGUGAUCAUUGCUCUGCUGACUGUUAUUUACAGAACACAGAGUCCCAGCUACAAAGUCCUUGGACAGCUUCCUGACACUGAUGUGUAUAUUGAUAUAGAUGCGUAUGAGGAGGUGAAAGAAAUUCCUGGAAUAAAAAUAUUCCAAAUAAAUGCCCCAAUUUACUAUGCAAACAGUGAUUUGUAUAGCAAUGCAUUAAAAAGAAAGACUGGUGUGAACCCAGCACUCAUAAUGGGAGCAAGAAGAAAGGCCAUGAGGAAGUACGCUAAGGAAGUCGGAAACGCAAAUAUGGCCAACGCGACUGCGGUCAAAGUGGAUGCAAAAGUAGAUGGAGAAGAUGGUACUAAGCCUGAGGAAGAGGAUGAUGAAGUAAAAUAUCCCCCAAUAGUCACCAAAAGUACAUUUCCUGAAGAAAUGCAAAGAUUUAUGCCCCCGGGGGAUAAUGUCCACACCAUCAUUCUGGAUUUUACCCAAGUCAAUUUUAUUGAUUCUGUUGGGGUAAAAACUGUGGCAGGGAUUGUAAAGGAAUAUGGAGACGUCGGUAUUUAUGUAUAUUUAGCAGGAUGCAGUGCACAAGUUGUGAAUGACCUCACUAGAAAUAGGUUUUUUGAAAAUCCUGCUUUAUGGGAGCUGCUGUUCCACAGCAUUCAUGAUGCAGUUUUAGGCAGCCAAGUUCGAGAGGCACUUGCUGAACAGGAAGCCUCAGCUCCUCCUCCCCAGGAGGACUUGGAGCCCAAUGCCACGCCUGCCAUUCCUGAGGCAUAG